AACUGUUAUAAAUCUAAAUGGAUGAUAGCGUUUCUGGCACUCCCUUUUCCUUGAUUAUUGAUGAAAAAGUUAAAAAGUGCAGUGUAAAUUGCCUAAUAUGCUUACCCAGUAGCCAGUGUAAUCCUCUGCAUAAAAUGAAACAUUGAUUUGCUGCGUGAAAUUAGUACUGGAGCGUAGCAAUAAUAAGAAUCACAUCAACCAUGUCCAGAUCAGUUCAUAUCAGCCAGCAAAAGCUGGCUGAAAAACUCAUCAUACUGAAUGACAGGGGGAUUGGAAUGCUGACUCGCAUCUACAACAUCAAGAAAGCGUGUGGAGAUGCCAAAUCUAAACCUGGUUUCCUGUCUGACAAGGCCUUAGAAUCCUCUAUUAAGAACAUUGUUAGAAGAUUCCCCAGCAUUGAUGUCAAAGGCCUCCAAGCUAUUACCAACAUCAGAAAUGAAAUCAUCAAGUCUCUCUCAUUGUACUAUUACACAUUUGUAGAUCUUUUAGAUUUCAAAGACAAUGUGUGUGACCUCCUCAACAUUUUAGACUCAUGUCAGGUCACAUUGGACCUGACUUUAAAUUUUGAACUGACAAAGAAUUAUCUUGAUCUGAUCACCACUUACAUUUCAUUGAUGAUUUUACUCUCAAGAGUAGAGGAUCGUAAAGCAGUGCUGGGCUUGUUCAAUGCUGCUCAUGAAAUGGUUCACAAUCAAAUUGAUCAAAGUUUCCCACGCUUGGGACAAAUGAUACUAGAUUAUGAUGCUCCAUUAAAGAAGCUGUCUGAAGAAUUUCUGCCACAUCAGAAGGUCCUUUCCAGUGCCCUUAAUUCAUUGUGGCAAGUGUACCCUGCAAGAAAUCUAACAGCUGAACACUGGAGAUCUGAACAAAAGUUAAGUUUGGUCAGCAACCCAGCACAACUGCUGAAACCUUCAGAAACAAACACCAUGUCCUGUGAAUAUGUAUCACUGGAAUGUCUGGAGAGAUGGGUCAUAUUUGGUUUUGCUAUCUGUCACCAAAUGCUGCAACAAGAUCAUGCUAACAAAAUGUGGGUGAGUGCCUUAGAGUCGGGUUGGGUUGUAGCUCUGUUCCGUGAUGAAGUUAUCUAUAUCCACAGCUAUAUCCAGAGUUUCUUUGAUGGUAUAAAGGGUUAUGGUAAACGAAUUUCCGAAGUGAAAGAUUGCUAUCACCAUGCUGUACAAAAAGCCAGCUACAAGCACAGGGAGAGGAGGAAGUUCCUAAGGACUGCCCUUAAGGAACUGGGUCUCAUAUUGACUGAUCAGCCAGGGUUAUUGGGACCCAAGGCAUUGUUAAUUUUUAUUGGUCUCUGCUAUGCUAGAGAUGAAGUAUUUUGGUUAUUAAGACACAAUGACAAUCCACCACAAAAAGUAAAAGGAAAAGCCGCUGAAGAUUUAGUUGACCGUCAGUUGCCAGAACUUCUGUUCCACAUGGAAGAGCUGAGGGCUCUCGUAAGGAAGUACAGUCAGGUCAUGCAGAGAUACUAUGUUCAAUAUCUGUCAGGUUUCGAUGCUGUAGCUCUAAACUUGAUGAUACAGAAUUUGCAAGUCAAUCCGGAUGAUGAGAAUACAAUUCUGUCUUCACUGUGUAGUACUGCCGGGAAUUUAAGCGUGAAACAAGUUGAAGAUAAUGAAUUGUUUGAUUUCCGCGCAUUUCGUCUUGACUGGUUCCGGCUUCAAACAUACACGUCGGUUGCUAAGUGUGCUUUUAACCUUGUCGAUCAGAGAGAACUCGCACAGUUCAUAGAUAAAAUGGUGUUCCAUACAAAAAUGGUUGAUAAUCUUGAUGAAAUUAUGGUGGAGACGUCUGACUUAUCCCUUUUCUGUUUUUACAGUAAAAUAUUUGAAAGUCAAUUCCACAUGUGCCUUGAGUUUCCGGCCCAAAAUCGUUACAUCAUCGCAUUCCCCCUGAUUUGCAGCCACUUCCAGAACUGCACUCACGAGCUAUGCCCGGAAGAAAGACACCACAUUCGAGAGCGAAGUCUGUCUGUUGUAAACAUAUUUCUCGACGAAAUGGCCAAAGAAGCAAAGAAUAUCAUCACUACGAUUUGUGACGAGCAGUGUACCAUGAGCGAUAAACUACUUCCUAAACAUUGUGCGCAAACUAUUGCUCACUUGGCGAAUAGGAAGAAGAAGGACAAAAACAAGAAAAACACAAUAGCGAUUGUACAGCCGGGCGCGGAGAGCUAUAGGAAGACCAGAGAGGAGCUGACUACGAUGGACAAAUUACACAUGGCAUUAACAGAGCUCUGCUAUGCCAUCAACUAUUGUGCUACUGUCAAUGUGUGGGAAUACACUUUCGCACCGCGAGAAUAUUUACAUCAACACCUGGAAACCCGAUUUUCCAAAGCAUUAGUUGGUAUGGUUAUGUUCAACCAGGACACAAGUGAAAUUGCGAAGCCAUCUGAGCUAUUAGUCAGUGUUCGCGCUUACAUGAAUGUCUUGCAAACAGUCGAAAAUUACGUUCACAUUGACAUUACUAGAGUGUUCAAUAAUUGCCUUCUACAGCAAACGCAAAAUACUGACAGCCAUGGCGAAAAGACUAUUGCGUCUUUGUACACACAAUGGUAUUCGGAAAUCUUACUCAGGAGAGUUAGUGCUGGCAGUAUCUGCUUUUCCAUGAAUCAGAAAGCAUUUGUUAGUUUAACUGCGGAGGGCGCAAUCCCAUUCAAUGCUGAAGAGUAUUCUGAUAUCAAUGAGCUUCGUGCAUUAGCUGAACUCAUUGGCCCAUACGGCAUGAAAUUGUUGAGCGAAACAUUGAUGUGGCACAUUGCUAGCCAAGUCCAAGAGCUUAAAAAGUUAGUAGUACAAAACAAAGAGGUUCUUCAAAUGCUCAGAACAAACUUUGAUAAACCCGAAAUAAUGAGAGAACAAUUCAAGCGGCUGCAACACGUUGAUAACGUAUUGCAGAGAAUGACAAUUAUCGGCGUUAUUUUGAGCUUCAGACAAAUUGCGCAAGAAUCUCUUCUCGAUGUUUUGGAACGCCGCAUUCCGUUCUUAAUUAGUUCAAUAAAAGAUUUCCAACAACAAUUGCCAAGUGGUGACCCAAUGCGUGUCAUAUCAGAAAUGUGUUCGGCGGCUGGAUUGCCUUGCAAGGUAGAUCCUACGCUAGCAUCAGCUCUCCGACAAAACAAGACGGACGUCGAAGAAGAAGAACAUCUGAUUGUAUGUCUAUUGAUGGUAUUCGUUGCCGUGUCUUUGCCGAGACUUGCUCGAAGUGAAGGGUCUUUCUACAGGCCAUCGCUAGAAGGGCAUGCUAACAAUAUUCAUUGCAUGGCGCCAGCAAUCAAUCAUAUCUUUGGUGCUCUGUUUACAAUCUGUGGUCAGGGAGACAUAGAAGAUCGUAUGAAGGAGUUCUUAGCGUUGGCGUCUUCGUCACUGCUGCGACUCGGUCAAGAAACCGACAAGGAAGCUAUUAAGAACCGAGAGUCUGUUUACCUUCUCCUCGACCUGAUUGUUCAAGAGUCUCCAUUCCUUACCAUGGACCUAUUAGAAUCUUGUUUCCCAUAUGUUCUAAUACGUAAUGCUUAUCAUGAAGUAUACAAACAAGAACAAAUGGCGUUGCAUUUAUAAAUUAUUAAGUAACUUGACGAAAGACAAAGCUUCGGUAUAUUAGUUAUUUGUUUUAAUAAUAUCACUGUAGAGACAAAUUUCAAUAUCAUAAGUAUUAAUGAGAGAUAAACUAUGUAACAGUCACCAUUAUUAUAUUCGAAAGUUUAACACUAUCCGAAAAGUUUGGCUUUAAUGAGACUGGCUUACUAUUCCUUUUUUUAUCGAAAUAGUUAUUUGUUUAUGUUUAAUGAUUUGUUAUAAUUAGGCAGUAUAAGUAAGGUCAGUGUUCUAUUUAACAUAAAGAUAUUAAAGUAUUGCAAUCAAUUUAAUAUUACGUAUAAAGUAAGCGUAACCUACAGAGGCAACAAUAAAUGAUUUCAAUAUGAAUUCCGUAGCUGUACAACUCACAAAGAUAACUUAGAUGAUAUGUUUAGGUAAUUAGUUAUAUAAUUGCCUCGAUGCUUUUAAAUGUUUUUAUUAGUUAAUAAGAUAUUCCAAAUUUUUAUUAUAGUUAAUGUACUUUUUAGUAUCAUUUAGACACCGCCUAUACUAUCUGUACUUGUAAUGUCAAUGUUAUAAGCGACACUUUCGCACUCAUAUGUAUAUGUAAUACAAAAACACUGUCGUCAGAUUCUAUAACUAUUAAGAUUUUUAAUUCAUUUUUUAUGUAAAACCUAUUUAAAAGACAAUUUCAGUUUAUAAGCUACUACAAUAGUCAGAACAAUGUUUAGCUACUUUUAGAAUAAAAUAAUGCUAAUCCCACAUUCUAAAUUAAAAAUUAACUUUAUAAUGAUGAGUCAAUAGGAAGUCAGUUAAAAUAAAUCAGAAUGACCACUAUUAAAAUUAUAUUUAUUCUCGUGUGAACGUAUGCCCAAUGAAUAAUAUGAAGUAUGUAUAAUUAAUUUUUCGAUUAUUUUAAAAUGUAUGGACAAAACUCUCCUUGAACACAUUUGUAUACUUCUGUUUAUGGUCUAGCUUGUAAUUAUGAUACUUUUGUACCUUGUAUAUACAGAUAUAUCCUUUAUUAAACUAUUAAAUAAUAUAUUA
This is a messenger RNA of Spodoptera exigua (beet armyworm), 4595 nucleotides long. The record is from the annotation of a GenBank genome assembly. NCBI's taxonomy places the organism in Eukaryota, Metazoa, Arthropoda, Insecta, Lepidoptera, Noctuidae.